AUGGUGCGAAUUUCUUUGACACGUAACUCGACUCAAAUUGGGUAUAGUCUACCAAAAGAUGUUGAUCGAAUCUCUAGAAUGCAAUUAAACUUUUUAACUAAUGUCGACAAUGCGUAUGACGAAGAAGUAGACGCGGAAGUAACCUGGGAAGACCAGCAGCAAAUAAACUCCUUUAGUAAAUUAAAUGCAAAAUAUUCUGAUCUGGAAGAAAUUUAUAAUGCAAAGAAGAUAGAAAAAGAAUCAUUAGAGGAUUUAUCAUCAGAACUAGAACUCGCCGACGAUGAUGAACUAGUAAAAUAUAAAAUAGGAGAUGCUUUCAUCACGUUGCCGCUACAGGAGGCACAGGAACGGAUUGAACGUGAAUCAGAGCUUCUCACACAAGAACUCGAAAAGUUGAAACAUGAGAUGGACGGUUACGUUGAAAAAAUGAAUCAGUUGAAGGUUUCGUUGUAUGGGAAGUUCGGGAAAGCUAUUAAUUUAGAAAGAGAUUGA
Molecule: messenger RNA, 492 nt
Organism: Ambispora leptoticha
Lineage: Eukaryota; Fungi; Glomeromycota; Glomeromycetes; Archaeosporales; Ambisporaceae
Source: the annotation of a GenBank genome assembly